This is a messenger RNA of Cynoglossus semilaevis (tongue sole), 2783 nucleotides long. RefSeq names its product renin (gene ren). Bases 1276 to 2472 code for a protein of 398 amino acids. Gene Ontology annotation, molecular function: aspartic-type endopeptidase activity. The transcript is spliced from 9 exons. NCBI's taxonomy places the organism in Eukaryota, Metazoa, Chordata, Actinopteri, Pleuronectiformes, Cynoglossidae. The record is from RefSeq and is a predicted model, not a curated record. Gene Ontology annotation, biological process: angiotensin maturation.
CUUCAGUCCACUGUCUCAUCGUCCUCCUUCAGUCCACUGUCUCAUCGUCCUCUCAGUGUGACGCCCCCAGUGGACACUUCAGGAGUCUACACCUCACCAGGUCGUUAUUCAGACUUAUUUUCUGACGUCGUCUUCGUUGGUUCUUCAUGGAAACAGUUCUACACAGUUUAAGUCGCACAUUGUAUACUGGACAGUAGGGGGCAGUGUUUUCAGUGGAAAGCUCUGCUCACUGCAUUUUAAUGAACUGCUUUCGUGAGAGAUAAAAAAAACGCCCCUCAAACUUAGAACGAGCCAGUUGUUAAAGGAAAAUAAUUUUUUUGUAAAAGUCCAAAUGAGUUUUUAACCGUUUCUUCCUCUGUGUGAAACGACCGACGGGUCUUUGUUUUAUUUAUGUAGACUGUGUGAAAACACACUAUCAUUUUCUCAGGGCUCUGAUGUCAGAGACUAUCUGACUACCUCUGACCUCUGACCUUUACCACAGCUGUCUGAGGUCGCUCCUGAUGUGGACCCUGGCCUGCCUGGGUGGUUGAUACAGAACUAACACUAACAAGUACAAUCCCACCCUGACAGCCCAGAUACCACAGUAACACACCCCCCCCCCCCCCCCCCCCCCCCGUGGUUAAAGCCUCCUGAGCCCCAGCUCUGAUCUAGGAUCAAAUCCCACUGGUCUUAAACCCUGUAACAACAUGUGAUGAUGUUAAAGUAGGACGUGGGCUCUGUGAGAGGUGCUGACCUUAUGUUGAACCUCCAUCUCUGGGUUAUACCUUUUAUUUGGUCUGUUCAUUUGAAGAAAAAGAAAAAAAAGGUCAGACUUGAGCGCAGCGUGGUCUUCAGGGACAGACAGACUGAGUCUGACCUGCACAGAUCUAUGGCUGUGGGAAAUGCAUGCUGGGUAAGUUUCCAGAAUCUUUGUCCUGUCGGUGACGUCGGUCUAAUCUGCUCCCAGCUCCUCUCUCCGUCCAGGACUCGGCACCCCUGCUUUCUGUCUGCGGUGGUUCCACGGGGUCAAAGUUCAGACCUCUCACUGGAACCCGUUUAUCACAGGAGGGGUUGUGUGAGCGAGGCCGAGGGGCAGAGGGGCCGAGGGGCGGGGUCCCUGAAGCCGAAUCACCCCAUGAAGACUCCCAGCCGGUGUCAGUGACCUGUGGCCGGGAUCAUGGUGGAGAGGAGAGGGUAUAAAGACCGGCGGACCGCAGCCCAGAGCACACAGACACAGGGGCAGCUGGGCAUCGAACACCUGUGGAAUAUUCAACGCACUCCACCAGAGGGGACGCCAUGGCGCUGCUGACGAGCUGCUGGCUGUGUUUGCUGCUGCUUUCACUUGGAGAAACUACGGGUCGUUCCCUGAGAAGAGUCGCUCUGAAGAAGAUGCCGUCCAUCAGGGAGACUCUGCAGGAGCUGGGAGUUCCUGUGGAGCAGGUGUUGACGGAGCUGUCACAGGGAACGGGCGCCGCCCACAACAACAACGGAACCGUCCCCACCCCCCUGACCAACUACUUGGAUACUCAGUACUUUGGGGAAAUCAGUAUCGGUUCCCCGGCCCAGAUGUUCAACGUGGUGUUUGACACGGGCUCAGCCAACCUGUGGGUCCCGUCCCAGAGCUGCUCCCCCUUCUCCACGGCCUGCUUUACUCACAACAGGUACGACGCCAGUAAGUCCUGGACCUACGUGGAGAACGGCACGGGAUUCUCCAUCCAGUACGCUUCUGGAAGCGUCCGUGGUUUCCUGAGUGAAGACGUGGUGGUGCAGGUGGGGGGUAUUCCCGUGGUCCAGGUUUUUGCGGAGGCCACCUCGCUGUCUGCCCUGCCCUUCGUCUUCGCCAAGUUUGACGGCGUCCUGGGGAUGGGCUACCCCCACACGGCCAUCGACGGCAUCACCCCCGUGUUCGACCGCAUCAUGUCCCAGCACGUCCUCCAGGAGGAGGUGUUCUCCAUCUACUACAACAGAGACCCUAAACACUCCCCUGGUGGAGAGUUGGUUCUGGGCGGUACUGAUCCAAACUACUACACAGGAACCUUCAGCUACAUGAACACAAGAGAAGUGGGAAAAUGGGAGGUCACCAUGAAGGGGGUCUCCGUGGGGACACAGAUGAUGUUCUGCACAGAGAGCUGCACGGCUGUGAUCGACACAGGCUCCUCCUACAUCACAGGCCCCGCCUCCUCCGUGUCCCUGCUGAUGAAGACCAUCGGAGCUCAGCAGGAUGAGAGUGGGUACAGGGUCAACUGUGACGGCGUCCAGACUUUACCCAGCGUCACCUUCCGCCUGGGGGACCAGGACUACGCCCUCACCCACGAGGACUACAUCCUGUGGCAAUCACAGAUAGAUGGCGAUGUUUGCACCGUCACGUUUCGGGGCUUGGAUGUGCCGCCCCCUACAGGUCCUAUCUGGAUCCUCGGGGCCAACUUCAUUGCCCGCUACUACACAGAGUUUGACCGACGCAAUAAUCGAAUAGGAUUUGCAGCAGCAGUCUGAGCAGAGGGUUAAGAACGGCGCCACCUGUUGGUUUUGUCCACAGUUUAACUUCUGCCUCAGCGUCCGCUGUCGUCAUUUUCUGAAGCAGUAAAUAGUGCACGUAGAGAAGGAACUGUUCUGCUGCAGUUCCUCUGAUCACCUCCAGAAACAUGUUCCACUUUCCCGGCGCUGCCAUGUGACCGUCUUGACCGUCUUGACCGUCGAGCACUUGAUGCACAUCCGUAAUGAACGAGAAUAAACUUGUUUGCUUGGAAUUCACUUCCGAUGACUUCUGGCUUCAUUAAAGACGCCAUUGUCUUUUUACAUGUUUG